This is a messenger RNA of Setaria italica (foxtail millet), 2610 nucleotides long. Its product is annotated as reticulon-like protein B21. The transcript has 12 exons. NCBI's taxonomy places the organism in Eukaryota, Viridiplantae, Streptophyta, Magnoliopsida, Poales, Poaceae. The record is from RefSeq and is a predicted model, not a curated record. The coding region runs from base 385 to 2340 and encodes 651 amino acids.
UUCCACUCUGUAUUGCCCUCUGCUCACAGCUCACCAUACCCACCAGUCCCCCACACCAAAAAGCCAUCCUCCUCCCUCCUCCGAUCCAACCCCACCCUCGUCCACCAACACAGAAAAGAAAAGGGAAAGGAACCUCAGAUUCACAACGGUAAAGCCUGCAGCACACUGCUCCUCGCAGCCCACCUCGAAAGCACGCACAGAGAGACGGCGCUCUGCGCUUGAGUGCGGCACAAGCCAGGAGCAGAGCAGGGAAGGAAUUUCCGAAGGGGACAUCCCGCAGCGCCACCAGAAGACCGCACCCGGAGGGGCAGCCUCCAAACGCAAGCAACCAAGCCCGGAGCACGACCGGCCAAGAGCGCGGAGCCGAGCCCAGCAUCUACAAAAAUGCAGCAGCAGGGGAGCGGCGGCGGCACGGGUAGCAGUAGUACCCCCACCGCCACCGGCGGGCGUAGGCGCGUGUCGGUGCGGGGCGCGGCCGCGGCGUCCACGGGGUCCGCAUCGGUGUGGGAGACGCGGAUGAGGAUGGACGAGGUCAAGGGCGGCGUCAAGGUCUUCAGCGCCGGGGGCGCCGAUGAGCCCGCCGACGAGGAGGGGAUGCGGGUGUACCGCCGCCUGCGCCGCAACCAGAGCGAGGGCAACGCCGGCGCCGGAACGGGCGCUGCGGCCGCCGCGGCGAAGAAGCGGCGCAACUGGAAGGCGUCCGAACCGGUCACCGCGAUCGGGGACCUCCGCAAGUCGCGCUCCGACGCCGCCGCCGCCGUGACUACAACGACGACGACCACCACCGCGGUGGUAGCGAGGCGGGCCGUGGCGAGGGUCACCACGCCCGAGAAGAAGGUUGCGCCCGCGGCGGCGGUCGGUGGAGGGGAGGUCAAGGAGGUGGUCGUCGUCGAGGUGCACAAGGCGGCCCCAGAGGAGGAGGAAGCCAAGGGCGUUUCGGAGGAACCAGUGGAGGAGGAGCUGGACGACGGCGUCGACGAAUUGGACGACGAGGAGUUGGAGACGGAGGAGGAGGAGGAGAAGGAGAUGCUGGAUCAGGAUCACAUGGCCAUCGACGACGACGAAACUGCUCUGCACCAAGUGGACGACGACGACCAAGACCUCGAGCCACCGACAAAAGCAAGGAUUAAGCCGACGCUGUCGGUGGAAGAUGAGAGAGCUGCUAACCCAGAGCCAGUGAAGCCGCCUCCAGAGAAAAAAUUAGCCUCGGCGAUCGAUCUCCGAGCGAUCAACCCGGAGUCUAUGACCCCUCCUUCAGUGGAGAAGAAGACGACACCCAUUGUAGUUCACCGCAUGACUAACUUCGAGACGGCAAAACCUUCUCCAGAGAAGAAAUCUUUGCCGGCGAUUGCUCGCCGGAUUCCGAAGCAAGAGCCUGUCAGCACUCCUCCAGUUGAAGAGUAUGAGGAAAUUCAGGGCAGACCAUCUCAGCCCAGCAGAAGCCAUGAAAGAAUGCAAAAUAUUGUGAAUUUGGUGAUGUGGAGAGACGUGUCAAAGUCUGCACUGGUGUUUGGAUUAGGGACUUUCUUGCUGAUUUCCUCCUCUUACGCCAAAGACCUAAAUUUCAACACAAUCACAGCAGCUUCAUAUGCCGGUCUAAUCUACCUUGGCCUCCGGUUCCUGCGCAAGUCCAUAAUGAACAGAGGUGAAACUGUGGAGUGUGAUGAUGAGAGAGACGAGGAGAGGUGCUACCUAGUUGGGGAAGAGGAGGCCAUCUGGCUGCUUAGGCUGGUGCUGCCAUACAUCAAUGAGGUGCUCCUAAAUCUGAGGUGUCUCUUCUCUGGCGAACCUGCCACCACCAUGAAGCUGGCAUUGCUACUGUUUGCGAUGGCCCGGUGUGGCAACUUUGUCACCCUCUGGACCCUGGCCAAACUGGUGUUCUUUGGGGUCUUCAUCAUCCCGAAGGUGUGCGCCUCUUACUCCACGCAGCUGGCACGAUACGGCAAGUUUUGGCUGGAGAGGUUCAGUGACGCCUGGGAGUCAUGCUCCCACAAGAAGGCUGUCGUGGCGGCCGUCUUCACCCUCGUCUGGAACGUUUCCUCCACGGUGGCGCGCGUCUGGGCGGUCUUCAUGCUGGUGGUGGCCAUGAAACUGUACCAGCAGCGCAUGGUGGAGUUCGGCUGGAGCAGCUCGGUGGAUGGCGGUGCCAUGGCAGAUGAUGAAGCGGCGGCGGACGAGGCGCACGGCGAAGAGCCGGCGGCGAAACCCAGCCCAUCCAGGACCCAGGGUGAGGCGCAGGUGUUCGGGACGGUGGCGGCUCCGCGUUAUAGACGGGCGCCGGUUUCCGGCGAGUUCGCCAGGGAGAGACUGAGGGUGAGAGGCGGCAUCCAGCCGAGGUGACAGGUAGGAGUGAGAUUCAGAGGCUGGCUUUGGUGGCCUGUUUUUCUAGGUUCCACCGUUGGCGAUCACGUGAUAGGCACCGGACCGACGUGUGGUCCGGGCGUGUUGUUUCAAGGACAUUUUGCGAUUGGCAGGCAAUAAAAAAAAGCGUCAGGAUACCGUGUAUCGCUCCAGCCUCAACCAAACAUUAAUCUAUCCCUUUGGCUUGUAGCUCCAGCCUCAACCAAACAUUAAUCUAUCCAAGGUUUCAACCAAACCAAGUUGGAGUAA